Messenger RNA from Anolis carolinensis (green anole), 845 nucleotides. RefSeq names its product beta-2-microglobulin (gene b2m). The coding region runs from base 92 to 454 and encodes 120 amino acids. The transcript is spliced from 4 exons. The record is from RefSeq and is a predicted model, not a curated record. NCBI's taxonomy places the organism in Eukaryota, Metazoa, Chordata, Lepidosauria, Squamata, Anolidae.
GGCUUGUCUCGGUUUAGUCGCGGUCGGGAGAAUCUGAACUGUGGACGGGUUUGGAGCGAGAAGGACGAAGGUCUCCUCCGACGCUAAAGCCAUGGCCAGAGACCUCAGCCUGCUCUUUUUCGCCUUCGCUUUCUGCAUCUCUUCCCUGGAAGCCACCCAAAAGGCUCCCAGCGUACAAGUCUACUUCCGCCAUCCUGCGGAGAAAGGGAAGGAGAACACUUUUCAUUGUUAUGCAGAGAGCUUCCAUCCUCCCAAAAUCAAUAUUACUCUUCUGAAGAACGGCAUCCCGAUGGAGAACGUGCAGCAGUCCGACCUUUCCUUUAAGAAGGACUGGACCUUUGAGCGCCUGGUCUAUGCUAAAGUCAUUCCUGAUGGGAAGGCGGAGUUUGCCUGCAAAGUGGAGCACAUCACCCUGCCCCAGCCAAUGAUUUACAAAUUGGAUCAAGAGUACUAAACGGAUGAUCCCAGAAGUAAGGUUUGAAAAGCUUUGCUUUUAAGCACGCUGCCCAAUCGUUCCUGCUUGCAUCAACGUGCUACUGAUGUGUCCGCCUUUCCAGUAGAUCCUCCCAUUAGGCAAGACUGAAGAUUGCAUUGGAGACUUGCUCUAUCAUGGCUUGAUUGUAACGUUCAGAUUAUUGACAAUUUGGGCUUUUAAAAAAUCUAAUUUUUGCUCAUCUGCCUAAAUUACUAUCAUGAAAGUUUGCUUCCUUUUCUGGCAGAAAUAUAUAGUGAAAUAUUGGAAUACAUUACAUAUGUAGACUUGUUUUACAGAUUGGUGAUGGAUUAUUUCUUGUUUGGCAUUAUCUGAAAUGCGCAAUGAUUGGAAUAAAGUACAGUUAAUAACA